Messenger RNA from Micromonas commoda, 596 nucleotides. RefSeq lists its product with no specific name. The transcript has a single exon. Bases 235 to 522 code for a protein of 95 amino acids. The record is from RefSeq and is a predicted model, not a curated record. Lineage: Eukaryota; Viridiplantae; Chlorophyta; Mamiellophyceae; Mamiellales; Mamiellaceae.
CCGCGGCGCGAAGGCACGCGAGAGCGCAGUCGAACGCGCCGCCUCACAGGCCCCAGAGGAACUCUCUCGUGCUUCGGAGGUCUUCCGCCGGGCAAAGGUCAGGAGGGGGAGCGGUCCCGGGAGCGGAGCGGAUCUCCCUCGCGUCCCAGCAAGAAAACCAGGAAAAAGGAAACGCGGCGUGGCCAGUCCGCGGCGUCAUCGGGGGUGAGGCGCCGGUGAGGCGAAGGCGAAGUGAUGCCGGCCGCGCCGAUCGUGCUCGUGCAGCUCUGGCUGGCGAAGAAGAUCGCGGUGCUGCUCGCGGUGCGGGUGUACGGCCUGAAGAAGCUGUACCGCGGGGGUAUGCGGCUGAACAACAGGUACGUCACGGACCCGACCAUGAACAGGCGCGUUCACAGCGUGCUCCACAAGGUUGCCGCGGGUGCGAUGAUGAUGAGCGAGUCGAUCGAGGGGCCCGCGCGGAGGUACAUGAACAAGAUCGUGUUCGGCACCUCGGAGAUGCCCAAGGCGGGUCCUAAGACCUGACCCCUCGACCCUGUACUAGUAGACCCUGGAUCGCCCGAUCAGUUUAUUUUUUAAAGGCUUUGUAGAGAGAGUUU